UGUGGCGCCCAGCCUGCCGGGCUGCUAGGAUCCUGCUGGGGGCUGGGAAGUCCCUACUCGUGUGCCUCAGUUUCCCCCUGGGACAGUAGUCACCUACUCUGGGAAGCAGCAUGCAGCUGCUGCAAGGCCUCUGCAGGCCCCAUGCCAGGACCAUCCUUAGCAAUGUCCUUCCAGCCCAGAGGCCCUUCCCCCUGCAUGAGCUGCCAGCAGUAUCAUGUUGAACAAGAGGCACCCGCGGAGAAGUGCAUCCGCAGGGCUCUCCCAGGACCCCGCCGGCUGCAGGGAGGGCACCGCUGGGCCAGCAGCGGGCGAGACCCCUGGAGCUGCAUGAUGUGGCGACAAGUGGCUUGGACACACGGCCGGGCAGGGGCGCGGAGCUGGGCAGGGCAGGGCUGUUGCUGGCUUUGUGCGGAUGCCGGAUCCUGCUUCGAUUCCUGUCCCAGACUCGGGGCUAGGAACGCAUCCCCGGCUCCAUGACAUCCAGCGGGUGCAGCGUUCCUGGGUGCAAGACACAGGCCGAAGGAGGCAUCCCCACUUCUGGUGGACGGGCCUGGAGCAGCUUGUGCGCGUGUCCCAAGCCCUCUACGGCUGGCAGGGAUCCUCCCCGAGGUCCCGUGGGGCUUGGGCUGAGGAUCAGAGUCCUUCCGGUCAUUGUUACUGUGCUCUGGCAAGGGUAUAUCCUUGGCUCUGGCACACCUGGGUUGUUAUGCAAACCUGACACGUGGGCAUCCCACCGGGCAUCUGGCCCAGCGUGCUCAGUGCCCACAGCCCUGGAUCCUGGCACGCUGUGAUCCCGGGAGCCAGGCAGGCUUUGGGCAGCAGCUGCCACCAGAGGCCUCUUCUGUGGCUGCAAGAGAUAAAGGCCCUUGCAGAGGUUGCAGCUCUCCCAGUGCUCCCCCCCGAGCCCAGCUGGGUCCUCGGCCCUGCACACACAGCUGGGACCCAGCCAAGCUGGGGCCGACAUCCGAGCACGGAGCAGGGAGAUUCCAGCGUGGCACCCUGGAAACGGGUCAAGACAAGGGCAGCUGAGCAGAGACAGGCCCAGCUGGGCCUGGCGUGGCGAGGAGCAAGGCUAACAGCGUCCAGGACAAGGGCAGGCCCUCACGUUUGCUGUUGGGGGCUGGAGUCAGACUGGCCAGGGCGGUGGAGUCUCCGUCCCAGCCUGGACCAGAUUCCCAGAGGGACCCGCUGCCUCCUGACCCCAGCAUCUCCCAGCAGCCCCCGGCUCCUGGCGCUGCACAUCAUCCUGGCACCAGGAAGGCGCAGAGCUGAGCUGGAGAUGGAGCAGGAGCUUAAAGGGAGAGCGCCAGGCCAUCGCUCCCAGCAGGGAGGAGCCUGCUGUCUGAGGGGCUGCCGCUGCAGCGAGCGCGGAGGACAGGCCUGCAUGCAGGCUGCAAGGUCACCGGGAGCCGGAGCAGCCUCGUUACUGCAUGCUAAUUAGGUGCCAUUAACACUCCUGGCAGAUGCUGCCCUUGGGAUGGACGGAGACGGCACGCGGCCUGGCCACAGCCAUCAAGGCGACCCCACUGCUGCAUCCCCGCACCGUGGCUGGCCUGUCGGGUCACCGGGCAGGCUCCUAGGCCCGGCUGCCUGGGGCUCUGCAUCGCUUCCUCUGAGAGUGCUGCAUCCCACCCCAGAGCUGGCUGCAUGCUGGAGUUUGCCAGUCGCUCACUGGCACCUGGGAUCUCUCAGUGCCGGGGGCCCAGGGUGGGAGGAUGCCCUGGCAGAAAGCCCCAGCGCCGCUGUAGAAAGCAUCUCGAGUGUGUUCUGCAGCUGAGCACACAGCAGGUGAUGGCCAGUCAGCCCCGGGCAGACAGCGCUGCGGUCCCAGGGGCUGCAUCCUGCAUUCCCCCUGCGGCACGAUUCACAGCGCGGGCGAGAGAUGGGCAAGGCAGGUGGAGCCGACUGCUCUGCUCAGGGUGCUGGCCUCGCACCCCAGUCCUGCACCAUCCUCCACGCUGCUCAGCAAGGCCCAGGAAAUCCUCCAGCUCCUUCUCCAACAUCGGGUUCCUCGGUCGUUGUUCGCCAGUCAGGACUGACUGCUGUCCAGCAGCGUGGAGGAGCCAGCCUGCAAUCUGUUGCCCCAUUUCACAGGUGGGGAAGUCAAGGCACAGGAAGGGGCAGUCACCCGAGAAAGCAAAGGCUGAGAAAACGGACCACCCACCCCUCCCAGUUCCAGCCCAGGCCACUGUACCCCCAAUAGCCAGGUCCAGACCAUGCAGCUCACAUCCAGCCUAGCCCGGUCCUUUCAAGGGACCUCAGUUUGCCCAGGCAGCGCCAGGGUGCUCAGGGAGGGCUGCGCUGCGUGCAAAUCCUGGAUCGGUGCCCGUGGGACAGACAGGAGCAGGCUUCCUCAUAGCUCGAGUACCAGCUUGGUCUCCCUUGUUUACCGGGGCCGCACCCUCGUCUGUCAUCCGGGCCAGCCCACGCAGGAAUGCAGCAGCUGCGUGACCUGCCGCGUGGCAAUUGCUGGGUUGUCAGAUGCGCCAUCUCCAAGCGCCCUGUGUAGUAAUGCGUCCCCUUCCCAAGGGGUAAAGGCUCUGCCGAGUCCUCUCUCCUUUCCCUGCCCUGGAGCUCGUCUGUGGGGUCGCCCCGACUCGGACAGCGGUUUCACCCCAGACGUGGCUGCAUUGCAGGAGCGGGCAGCACUGACAGGCGCCGAGAGCCCAGCCCAGCUCCUGCCACCCUGGGAAACUCCCCAGCUCAGCCAGACAAGCUCUUCGGGAGGCGGCUGCUCCAGGCCGGGCGCUACAUCAUGUCCCACAAGUCCUGGAUGAAGACGGUGCCAACCGAGAACUGCGAUGUGCUCAUGACCUUCCCUGACACGACGGAUGACCACACGCUGCUCUGGUUGCUGAACCACAUCCGGCUGGGCAUCCCCGAGCUCAUCAUCCAGAUCCGGCACCACAAGCUCACCAAGGUCUACGCCUUCUUCGUCACCGCCAACUACGAGAGCUUGCUGCGGGGCGCGGACGAGAUCGGGCUGCGGAAGCCGGUGAAGGCCGAGUUCGGGGGCGGCAUGCGCAGCUUCUCCUGCGAGGAGGACUACAUCUACGAGAACAUCGAGAACGAGCUCUACUUCUUCACCUCCCAGGAGCGGCAGGACAUCAUCCGGUACUGGUUGGAGAACCUGCGAGCCAAGCAGGGAGAGUCGCUGCACAACAUCCACUUCCUGGAGGGGCAGCCCAUCAUCUCGGAGCUGGCGGCCCGCGGCGUGAUCCAGCAGGUCUUCCCCCUCCACGAGCAGCGGAUCCUCAAGCGGCUGAUGAAGUCCUGGGUGCAGGCCAUCUGCGAGUCGCAGCCCCUCGACGAGAUCUGCAACUACUUCGGGGUGAAGAUCGCCAUGUACUUCGCCUGGCUGGGCUUCUACACCUCGGCCAUGAUCUACCCCGCCGUCUUCGGCUCCAUCCUCUACACCUUCACCGAGAGUGACCAGACCAGCCGGGACGUGUGCUGCGUGGUCUUCGCCAUCUUCAACGUCAUCUGGGCCACGCUCUUCCUGGAGGAGUGGAAGCGCCGGGGGGCCGAGUUCGCCUACAAGUGGGGGACGCUGGACACCCCCGCCGAGUCCAUUGAGGAGCCCCGGCCGCAGUUCAGGGGCACCAAGCGCAUCAGCCCCGUGACCAACGCCGAGGAGUUUUACUACCCGCCCUGGAAGCGGCUGCUCUUCCAGUGCCUGGUCAGCCUGCCCGUCUGCCUCUUCUGCCUCACCUUCGUCUUCCUCAUCAUGCUGGGCUGCUUCGAGCUCCAGGAGUUCGUGCUGAGCAUCAAGGAGCUGCCCCGCAUCAUCCGCUUCCUGCCCAAGAUCGUCCUGGCCAUCAUCGUCACCACCUGCGACGAGGUCUACAAGAAGAUCGCCUACUGGCUCAAUGACAUGGAGAACUACCGCCUGCAGAGUGCCUACGAGAAACACCUCAUCAUCAAAAUCGUCCUGUUUCAGUUUGUAAAUUCAUACCUAAGUCUUUUCUACAUCGGUUUCUACCUCAAAGACAUGGAGCGGCUGAAGGAGAUGCUGGCCACGCUGCUCAUCACCCGCCAGUUCCUGCAGAACGUCAAGGAGGUGUCGCAGCCCCACCUGUACCGGCGGCUGCAGCACGGCGACCUCAGCCUGCAGGGCCUGCGCGCCGCCACCCACGCCGUCCUGCGCCUGCUGGCCCAGCGCUGCACCCCGCCGCGGCCCGGCCCCGAGCCCCGCGCCCGCCCCGCCGAGGACGACCGCCAGCCCGCGGAGGAGCCCCGGGGCGAGAAGAAGUGCCUGAACGGCGGCUGCGGCGUGCCCGAGGAGGAGGACGAGGAGCGGCGGGAGUCGGACUCGGAGGACGAGAGCCUGCUGGACUGCGGGCUGAAGCUGAAGAAGGUGAGCUUCAUCGAGAAGGCGGAGCGGCGCGGCGGCGAGCCCGGCGCCCCCGAAGACGACAGCUUCCUGGAGGAGGGCAGCCCCACCAUGGUGGAGAAGGGCAUGGACCCCGCCUCCGUCUUCGAGCUGUGCGAGGACGACGACGAGAGCGACGGCCCCUCGGGCAGCCCCCUCAAGGGCCCGGCCGAGCCCCGCGAGCCGCCCGUGAUGCUGCGGCCCCGCCGGCCGCGGCGGGCGGGCGAGGGCCACGAGGACGAAGAUGAGGACGAGGAUGAGGACGGCAGGAAGCGCAACCGGGCCUCGUGGAUCGACCCGCCUGAGGAGGACUACUCCGCGCAGCUCACGCAAGCCGAGGUGGAGAGCUGCAUGAAGAAGUACGAGGACACGUUCCAGGACUACCAGGAGAUGUUCAUCCAGUUCGGCUACGUGGUGCUGUUCUCCUCCGCCUUCCCGCUGGCCGCCACCUGCGCCCUCAUCAACAACGUCAUCGAGAUCCGCAGCGACGCCUUCAAGCUGUGCACGGGGCUGCAGCGCCCCUUCGGCCAGCGGGUCGAGAGCAUCGGGCAGUGGCAGAAAGUGAUGGAGGCCAUGGGCGUCCUGGCCAUCGUGGUGAACUGCUACCUGAUCGCCCAGUGCGGCCAGCUGCAGCGGCUCUUCCCGUGGCUCAGCCCCGAGGGAGCCAUCAUCUCCGUGGUGGUGCUGGAGCACUUCGCCCUGCUCCUGAAGUACGUUAUCCAGGUGGCCAUCCCGGACAUCCCGGCCUGGGUGGCGGAGGAGAUGGCCAAGCUGGAGUACCAGCGGAGGGAGGCCUUCAAGAAACACGAGCGGCAGGCGCAGCACCACUUCCAGCAGCAGCAACGGCGCAAGCGGGAGGAGGAGGAGCGGCAGCGCCACGCCGAGUACCAGGCCCGCAAGGAGCGCGAGGCCAGCCGGGACGAGGGCCGGCCCGAGGCCGCCGGGCAGGACCCGGCCCCCGACAAGGGUCCGGCCAAAGCCAAGGGCCCCGGGGGCGCCUCGCACGGCGCCGACAAGCCCAAGCGGCCCAGCUCCCUGCUGGCCACCAACAAUGUCAUGAAGCUCAAGCAGAUCAUCCCGCUCCAGGGCAAGUUCCUGUCCGGCGGGGCGGGGGCGGCCGGCACGGCCACGGCACGGUCCCCCCAGUCCCCGACCGGCGGCGACAACAAGCUGCCCGGCUUCCUCAGCUUCAAGUUCCUCAAGUCCCCGGAGACGAAGCGGGACGGGGGCACGGAGAAGGUGCAGUCGCCCACCAAGCCCUUCAACCCCGGCAAACUCUUCAACUUCGGCAAGUCCGAGGGGGCCGGGGGCAACGGCGCCGCUGCGGCAGGCACCCCCCUGUCGUCGCGGCCCGGGCCCGCUGGGGAGGGCGUCGAGAAGCAGGUGCCCGGCCGGUCCCACCUGAACGGGGUGGUGGACGAAGGUGGGCGCGAGGAGGCCGAGCUGCGGGCCGAGGAGGAGGGCACCGGCUCCAAGCUCUAACCGGGGCCACGUGCCUGUCGCCCUCGGGGCUGUUCUUCAAGCAGGGCGCCGGGGCCGGAGAUGGAGACCGAGGGGAGCUGGGCAUGGAUUCCCCGCGGAUCACUCGGGGUUUUGCCCCCGUCUCAGCUGAGCCCCGCGCCGGCUGCACCAAGGGCUGUGUGUGUGUGUGCGUCCGUCCGUGUCCGUGUGGGUGCAAACCCCCAGUGAUCCCCGCGGGCAAUCUGCCUGCACGCUGCAGGGGAGGGAGCCGCAGGUGCCCGAGGCUGCCGGAGCAGGAUGGGUGCGCCGUGCUCCCCUCCUGCCCUCUCUCCCAGGCAGGGGCCUGGAGCUCGCCUCCGCGGUCGCUCCAGGUGCCCCUGUGCUGGGGCGACCCCAUCCAUCCCGAGCCUUGGCCCCAGAGCCGCGGGGUCACAGCUCUGCUUGAAGAACAGCCGGGGCGGGGGCGGGCCGAGCCCUCUCCCCCAUGCAUGGUUGACUUUCUUGCACUAAAAGACACCCCCCCGCCCCCCCCAACUCUAUUCCAUUCUUGCCAUGGCUGCAGCCGGCCUGCGCUGCUACCUCCGAGGUAGGCGAGGGCCGUGCCGUGCCGGGCCAGGACAAGGCACCUCCUGCCUCCAGGUCUCCACUGGGACAGUCCCUCCGCCCUUCCUGCUUUUCCUUUUGCUGGGGUUUUUUUUGCAAUAAGGAGCUCACACCUGAGCCUGGGUUUGGGGUGGGGUGGGGUGGGGGGGAUCCGCUGUCCAGGGAGCAGUGCGUUAGGAGCAACCAAAACCUUUGGGGGGACGUGGAGCAGGGAGGGAGGGGGGUGGGUCUGGCUUUGAUUCUGCCGUAGCUAGCGGGAGCUUUACCGAGGCUGGCAGGGCAGAGCCGGGCGUUGGUGCAGGGCUCACCCGCACGGCGCCAGGGAGAGAGCUCUGCGAGCGCCAGCGCCCGGGCCGGCGGUGCCCUGGAUGGAGCCGGGGUCCAGCCCCAGGCUGCAGGGCGGGCUGAGCGAGCGCUGCUUAUUUCCUUACCGCUGACAUGUAGCCGAUGCCCCCGUGCCCGUCUCUCCCCGGGCGGCAGCGCUUCCAGCCUCCCCCCAGCCCCAAGUCGCCGCGGUGUCUUUGGCUGCCCCCCUGGCCCGGAGCUGAGCCACGCACCCCCCCACCUGCAGGGCAGCAGGAGCCUUUCUAGACCCGGGGGCUAGGGAGCCGCGUGGGGGUUUCUGCGCAUCCCCCCCCCGCGUUUGUCAGAGCACAAAGCUAUGCAUCGCAGCAAUAACGCGGGCAGGAGUGCGGGAAGGCCAGGGGUCUCCCCUUUCCCGUGCAGCUGCCCCCUCCCACGGGAGACUGGGGCCUUUGGGCCAAGGAGUGCAGAGAAGGGGGGGCUGGAUGGGCAGGAGACCCCACCUGGGGCCGCGUGGCACAGGCUGCGCAGAGGAAAUCAAGGUGCGCCCAGCAGUGCCGGGGAACCGCUGUUGAGAUGCUGCAGGAGGCCUGAGCCUGGCUUUUCCCCGCCAGGACUACAGCUGCCCCGCAGCCAGCAGGAUGCUUUCCUGGGGAGCAGGACGGAGAGAUGGUUCCCCCUUCCCCUCCGCGACCCUGACCCCCUCGCUGCCCAGGGGCUCCUGGCUCAAGUCCCAAAGAUCCUGCCCUGCAGCUGGAGGGGCUGGAGGAGCCGGCCUGGGGGCUCAGCUCAGCUCAGCUCCAUUCACCCCUCCUCGGCUUUGUUUUCCGGCCCCCCCCGAACUCUGGCCACCCACGCUCACCCAUCGCUCUCCCAUCACACCGGUUUUCAGGGAGGGAGCUCCCCUGCCUGCCCCCACCCUCCCCGGGCGAAGACGGCAGGCACCGGGUUGGGGGUCCCGGCUGCUGCCAGGCCCCGGCCCAGCCCAGGGAUUUUUAAGCGCUCCCCUACGCCAAGCAUAUCCACCCCGUCCGGCCUGUAGCGCCCGCCUCUGGGGGGGCAGCGCCUGUACGCGGGGGGCGACGCGGUCAUAAACAACGCACUGAUUCCUUUCUGCCGUGUUCUGUUUCUUUUCGUCGGAGUCAAGGAGUCAAAAAGAAAAAGGGGAUUAUUUAUUUCUUUUUAAUUUAUUUUGUCAUAUUUUUGUAAAACCUGCAGAAAUGCAAUAAAAAUAUAUUUCAACAGA
Alligator mississippiensis (American alligator) is the source of this 7985-nucleotide messenger RNA. It is a transcript of the gene ANO8, whose product is annotated as anoctamin 8. The record is from RefSeq and is a predicted model, not a curated record. Gene Ontology annotation, molecular function: chloride channel activity. NCBI's taxonomy places the organism in Eukaryota, Metazoa, Chordata, Crocodylia, Alligatoridae. The transcript is spliced from 17 exons. Gene Ontology annotation, biological process: chloride transmembrane transport. Gene Ontology annotation, cellular component: plasma membrane. Bases 2756 to 5854 code for a protein of 1032 amino acids.